CCAUAAUGCAUUAGGCCACGUCUGCAUUGUUUCCGGUUGAACGUGGAAGACUGUCAGAACUUGCAAAAUGAAUUUUUUCAGACUUGUUGGUGAUAUGAGCCAUUUAUUGGCCAUAUUAAUAUUACUUUUGAAGAUGUGGAAAAGCAGAUCCGUUGCAGGAAUAUCUGGGAAGAGUCAGAUUCUUUUUGCACUUGUUUUUACAACAAGAUACCUAGACCUGUUUACAUCCUUCAUAUCUGUCUACAAUACAUCUAUGAAAGUUUUCUUCAUCGCAUCAUCAUAUGUGACAGUAUACUUCAUCUACCAACACUUUAAGGCCACGUAUGAUUCCAACCAUGACACAUUCAGAGUAGAGUUUCUGGUUGUGCCAGUUGGUGGGCUUGCUGUUCUUGUGAACCACGAAUUCUCACUGCUUGAGAUCCUGUGGACCUUCUCCAUCUACCUGGAAUCAGUUGCCAUCUUACCCCAGCUGUUCAUGGUGAGCAAAACUGGAGAGGCUGAAACCAUCACCAGCCAUUACCUGUUUGCUCUGGGCUCCUACCGCGCACUCUAUCUCCUCAACUGGAUCUACAGAUACUACUUUGAGGGCUUCUUUGACUUGAUCGCUGUUGUGGCCGGUUGUGUGCAGACAAUACUCUAUUGUGACUUCUUCUAUCUCUACAUCACUAAAGUUCUAAAAGGAAGAAGAAUUGUGUUGCCCCCUUAAGACAUUGUGAUCAAACAAAACCUAAAUUAGAAGUGUUGAAAGGCAAGAAAAUCAGUUUACCAGCAUAAGAAAGUGCCUAGUGAUUAAGCUACACCACUGAUAUUUCACAAAGACAUGGAACUAAAGGCACUAUGAAUAGAAAAAAGAUUGAACAGCUAUAUGUUUAACUGAUUUAGUGUACUUCUCAUUUUAUAUACAUAAGAGUUUGGCAUGUAUCUUUUUAAAAAUGGUUAUCCAUUGUCGCAUCAUGUGUGAACUGAAGAAUGGCAGUUGUUAGCAGUUGUUGAGAAAAUCAUGUGAAAUAUUUGUGAAGUAGGUUUAUUAUUGACAAGAAGACGUACUGGUAUGUGUACUAAAUAUGCAUGAUGUAUAUGGAGCCUUGCAUGUUCUCAUACACUGUGUAUAAAGUGUUUCACUGUGUGAUUGUAAUGAGGACCACAUGUUUUAGUUGAAGAUUGCUUAUUUCAUGUAUCUUUUUAUUUUCUGCUGGUGGUAUUUCUUUCAAAACAAGUAGUUGCAGACAGUUCAUUUGACACAAAUUAAUGAAAACUAUUGUAAACACUUCCUCCCUGAAAACUGUUCCCUAGUUGACCCCAGUGAAAUUGUGUUUUGAUAAAUAACAAAUUGCCAGUAAAUCAUUUCUAAAAAGCUAUUAUGACAAACAUUCAAGUGUGCAGUUUACCUUUUGAACACUAUCCCCAAGAGUACAGUAUUCAAUGUACAUAGCUCUAUUUAUAUAAUAAUUCACUCUUCUAGUCCAAAAGAAAUUAGUAUGGGCAGUGCUCCAGCUAGGCCUAAAUAGCAGGGUGAGGCACCCUGCUGCCCUUUUCUGUACUAGCCAGUCCUGGGCGGAGCACUGAUGGUGGAGGGUCUCUUUAAAGAUCAAUUUGAACUGUUUGCUGCUAUUCAGGUAUGUGUAUUGCUGUUAUGUUUUUGUUGCAUUGUAUUUAAAAGGAAUUUGUUCUGUGUUAGUUCAUAAAUGAUACAUUGAUAAAAUAUUUAAAUGUACUACUAAACAAGCAUAGAUUCUGCAUUAUUGUGACUUUUAUAAAGUGUUAUAUAAAGAAAUGUUCUUCUAAAUCACUGUUCCUUUAUUUGCUACUGGGCCUUUUGUCGUGUUGAGAAUCGGUUUCAGACUAUCGAUAAUGAAUAAUCGGUUCCACUAAAGAAACCGAUUAUUGAUAGUACAAUCAGUUUUUUGCAAUACCAUAAUUGUAGUUUAACUCGAGAACAAUUACUAUUAAUCCUGAACUAUGCUAAUGUAAUGUGUAUGUUUAAAGUUACAUGAACCUAGUGUUGUUACUUUUGCCAUAUUGUUGAUUAUAACAACUGAACAUUUCUGAAUGUAUAAAAAAACCUAAAGGAGAAAAUUGGCGGAAAUUACCAGGACUUAUAUAACAAGUGGAAAGAAGAAAAACAACUGUUGAAUCGAUGAUAACCAAUUCAUCAUACAAUCAAUUGUCGCUCGUUUUAGGUCUGACCAAUCAAUUUUUUGUUUAUUGGAACAUCACUAGCCAUUUGUACUCUCAGUACUUUCCAAGAAUUGUUAGAAGAAACUUGAUAUCCUAUUUUGAUAGUUUUUGAAAAGGAGAAAUAAAUGUAUACCUGCAUAGUAAAUCAUUUGAUAUUUUGUAAGACUAGCUGGAAUAACUAUAUUUAGUUGUAUUAUUUACUGGAUAAAUUGCUUUAGCAUUUUAACUGCAGUUACUAGGCCACGAAACCAUUAAAAUACCAAGAAUUUAAAGUUCAAAACAAAAUAUUUUUGGAUUUAUUUUUCAAUCUAGCUUUUAUCAUUUGUACAUAGUAGAUUAUACUGUAUUUCUAGCUUGUGUCUAUGAUGACAAUGCAUGCAUGAAAUUUGCAGUCAUUGAUUAUGUCUGACAAUAAAGUUAACAUCUAAGAA
Mya arenaria is the source of this 2609-nucleotide messenger RNA. Its product is annotated as ER lumen protein-retaining receptor 2. The transcript is spliced from 5 exons. Gene Ontology annotation, molecular function: ER lumen protein retrieval receptor activity. Bases 68 to 706 code for a protein of 212 amino acids. Gene Ontology annotation, cellular component: membrane; endoplasmic reticulum; cis-Golgi network. Lineage: Eukaryota; Metazoa; Mollusca; Bivalvia; Myida; Myidae. Gene Ontology annotation, biological process: endoplasmic reticulum to Golgi vesicle-mediated transport; protein retention in ER lumen. The record is from RefSeq and is a predicted model, not a curated record.